Messenger RNA from Dicrocoelium dendriticum, 1209 nucleotides. NCBI's taxonomy places the organism in Eukaryota, Metazoa, Platyhelminthes, Trematoda, Plagiorchiida, Dicrocoeliidae. The record is from the annotation of a GenBank genome assembly.
GAGCAUUUGGCGGAACACAGUUUACUUAGAGCAGAGCAACAUGGUUUCAUUAAAAAGAAGUCGUGCCUCACUAAUCUACUGUGCUUCCUCGAUGAGAUUACUCGAUGUCUUGACGACAGGAUUCCGGUAGAGGUCUGCUAUCUUGACUUUAGCAAGGCUUUCGACUCAGUAAAUCACCGUUUCCUACUUGAAAAAUUAGCAUGGUUCGGAGUACAUCCUAGACUUCUGUCUUGGGUGUCAGAAUUCUUAUGUGGGAGAACGUUUCGAGUUAGAAUCGGUGAUGUGAGUUCUAGUGUGGGCGUGGCCUACAGUGGAGUACCCCAAGAAUCGGUGCUAGGUCCACUUUUGUUUCUUAUGUUUAUAAACGACUUGGCUCCUCUUAUUGAAGACCCCUGUUAUAUCUUUGCGGAUGACUUGAAGCUAGUCAGCAGGGGCAACCGUGCAACACUGGCCAAGCAUAUCAUCAGUGUGGUAAACUGGUCGAAGCAAUGGGACUUGCCCUUGAAUGCAAGCAAGUGCCAAAUUCUGACCACUAGUAGAGACGUACUUGCAGUUCAGACUUCCUCUGGGCCCUUCCCCUUACAAUGCACUACCCAGGCACUCGAUUUAGGAGUCAUCAUGACGAGCAGCUUCAAGCCUUCGAUGCAAUGUCGAUACGCCGCCAACAAAGCGCGACGAGAAUUGUUUCGCCUCAGGAGGGCUCUGUGUAAUACCAAGCCAGAAGUGUUCCUGCCACUAUACAAAACAGUGGUUAGGCCACACUUAGAGUAUUGUGUUCAAGCUUGGUCGCCCUAUCUCCGUGAUGAUGUUCUUUGCCUGGAGAAGAUUCAAAGACUAACAACCAGGAUGGUUGAAGGUCAACGGGGGAAGCUGUAUGAAGAUGGCCUAAAGAGCCUGGGGUUGUUUUCCCUUGAACGGCGUAGACUGAGAGGCGAUCUGAUAGAAACAUUUAAGAUCAUGAAGGGCUUCAGUGCCAUCGUGCCCUCUGAUUUAUUUGAGCUGGCUGAUUCUGAACGCUUGCGUGGACAUCGCUUGAAGCUCAAACAGCAGAGGGCUAGACUGAACGUCAGGGCUAAGUUCUUCUCGAACCGUGUAGUGCGCAACUGGAAUAAGUUGCCUUCGGAACUAAUGGAUUGUGAGACUGUGGUUGCCUUCAAAGCAGGCCUAGACAGGUGCUGGCCGCGUAUUUUUCCGGAAUUAAUAUAAUCC